UAGUUGCAAUAUUCAGUAACUUGGUGGAAGGGUAAUAGGUAUCCAUGCUACCAGUUCACAUGAAAUAUUGUUUAAAUGGGAGCACAAGAUUAAAUGACUUGAUAUAUCCAGCCUUAAGUUCCAGUCUUGAAACUUGUUCCAGUGCCAGAGUGGAUGCCUUAAAGCAAGGGAAAGCUGGCAUCACUGCAGUGCUUGCAUGCAGUGCUGUCCCUGGAAAUCUGGAAUUUGCAAGGUUGAGUUCCAGAAAAUGAGGUUGUGGUAGCUUUGAGAUUUUAUAAAUCAUAGAAUAGCUGGGUCAGAAGGGGCCAGGAAGGCUUUCGGGUCCAACCCCCUGCUGGUGCAAGACGCCUGUUAGACCAGCCCACUCAGAUAACUCUAAUUUGUCAUCCUGUCAAGCAAUGCUCAGGAAUGUUAUAUGCUAGCUAAAUGCCCAUACAUUUUGACAGGAGCAUGCAGCAAGGAGAGCUGGUAAUCCAUCUCCUCCUUUGACCCACAGAGCUUAGUAGAGGCCACCCAGAACGGGUCGGCUCUUCCUCCUAUUCCCUCUGUGGGAGUAAGGGACAAACCCAUUAUGAAGAGUGAUCUGGUUUUCUUUGUCUCUGUAAUUAGCCUUGCCUUCCUGUCUUUGCCAAGAUCUGGAUAUGCUCAGCAUAUUGCAGAAGAAUCCUGCUCUGUUCAGAUUCUGGUUCCAGGCCUCAAAGGGGAAGCUGGAGAAAAGGGGGAGAAAGGUGCCCCAGGCCGCCCAGGGCGAGUUGGACCUCCAGGAGAAAAAGGAGAAAUGGGGGACAAAGGACAGAAAGGUAGCAUGGGGCGCCAUGGAAAAAUUGGGCCCAUUGGUUCAAAAGGAGAAAAAGGAGAUAACGGUGAUGUAGGCCCACCUGGCCCUAAUGGAGAUCCAGGAGUUCCUUGUGAAUGUGUCCCACUACGGACAGCCAUUGGCAAAAUGGAUAACCAGGUGACACUGCUGACAACUGAACUGAAGUUCAUUAAAAAAGCACUGCCCUCCCCUGCAGCUGUUGCUGGUGUGCGUGAGACAGAUAAUAAGACCUACCUGCUGGUGAAAGAGGAGAAGAGGUAUAUGGAUGCCCAACUCUACUGCCAGGGAAGAGGAGGAACACUGAGCAUGCCCAAGGAUGAGAGUACCAAUAGCCUAAUUGCGUCUUACAUCAGUCAAGCUGGCCUGAGUCGAGUUUUCAUUGGCAUUAAUGACCUAGAAAAAGAGGGCAAUUUUGUGUAUUCUGAUCGAUCGCCUAUGCAAACCUUCAACAAAUGGAGUACUGGCGAGCCAAAUAACGCUUAUGAUGAGGAACACUGUGUCGAAAUGAUAGCCUCAGGGCGGUGGAAUGAUGUGGCCUGUCAUAUUACAAUGAAUUUUGUUUGUGAAUUUGACAAAGAAAAUGUCUAGAAAAAAUCCCAUUUUCCUAUCCUGUACCACACCUGAACAUACCAUGAAUAACUGGUGAAAUCCAAACCUGCAAAAAUUAACAGUGAUCCAUUUCUGUAUUUCAGUAUGAAUGUGCCCUCUUCCAGGAUUCUGAUUCUUUGCCAGGAAAUGUGCAACGAGGGAGGGUGUGUUUCCUGGGCUCCCCUCUGUCACCGUUUCCAUCGCCUUCUACAUAUGGAGGGCAAUUUCUGAAGGGAAGAGUUUCCACUAUGCAUGGUGGUUCUGCACAGCAUUUAGAACCUUGCACAACUGGGGUUUGAAGUCAUGUGAAGAGUCUUCAUGGAGAGAAGAGGUUUUCCUAUUCAGAAAUUCUCUCUGUGUGUGAAGGUGAUGGAAGAGGGCAGAACUGGUGCACUGCCCUCCUCACACUGAACAGGACACGUGUGAGGGAGAGAGAAAUAGGCACACACCUUAGGAGGUCUAGACACAGCUUAUUUUGCCCACUGAUAAUGUGGACUUCUUCGUUCAUUUUCAGCUCUACAGUCAUUUCCAAUUAAUUCUUUUUGUUCUUACUGUUUUCCUGGCAGAGCUCCUCUUUGCAUGGUGAAGUAGGAACAAUCCACUUCCCCAUUUGUUAUACUUGACGUACCACCAAGCAAAGAAGAGUGUUCUUGAAGACAGUUGAUCAUCUGCAACUAAGUGAUUUGGCACAACCCAUUGAAAAGUUCCCUUUUGCAAGCCCCAUUAAAAUUAAGGCUGUCUCCUGCAUUUCACUUGCACAGGAGAGCUUUCCAAUGGAUUACCCCCCCCCCCAAAAAAAAAACAAAACAAAACAAAACAAAAGCAGGCCAAGAUGUCCAUAGGAACUGGCAUAUCUGAACAGGGUAUAUGCUACAAGUAGCACUGAGGAAUUAAGAAACAAUGAAGGACAAAUGUAAGCUUUUAAGGGUUCUCUCCAAUGUCACACUAGCAGAAAAAUUACAAGGUUGGCAUUUUUAGGCAACCACUAGCAGAAUUACAAUCAGAACUUCCACAAUUAAUGCAAGUAACAGAGUCUAAUGAAGUUAAAAUGCCCUGCACAGGAGAAAUCAAAGUAUUGGAUUUGAUACUUUCACAAAGAUGAAGUAAUAAAAUUUUGUGCUGAGGAGGGAAAUUAGUCUAUCAGUCUUUCCUAAGACCUAUCCUAAUUACUCUUUGUUGAUAAAAUAUUAUAAUGCUAUUUUUAAGAAGUAUAUGAUGUUAGUAUUGUACAGCUGUAAAUAUAAUCUAGGUAUUUCAAAUAUCAAUAUUUACCCUUCAGAAGGGAAGAGAAGAGUAGACAUGGUUUGCAUUACUUUAAAGAAAUUAUGCCAUAAUCAAACUCAGAACAGACAUGCAUAGACCACUUGAAUUCAGUGGGCUUAAACUUGCUUAGUUCUGAUGGAUUAGAAACUAUAAGUCCUUAGUAUGCAUCGGAUCCUUUGUUGAGAUUAUCAAGAGAUGUAAAACUACAGUGAAAAACGUAAGUGCAGUUUUUAGUUUACUAGUUUUGAAGACUGUUCCUGGUUUCUGUUUUUAAAAAAUCUGUUAACAGUCUUGUGCUAUUGCAUUCCAUCCGCUUUCCCUAACUUGGCAUACUCCAGAUGUGUUAGACUAUAACUGGGGCAUUCUGGGAGUUGAAAUUCAGUACAUCUGGAGAGCAGUACUUUGGGAAAAGCUGACAUACAUUUAAAAUAUCUUACAAAGAGUCUUUAUCAGUUUCUCAGUACCAGUAAACUAGUUCCUUAGACCUUUCAUUAUACUUAAAAAAUUCAGACUAUUGCAAAUAUGGGUAUACUGCACUGAGCUUAUUGGGUUCUAUUGUUUGAGUAGAUUUUAAUUCAUUGUAUCAUGAGAAUUGGAAGUAGGAAAUGAAUUGCAAAAGUAUUUGCAGAACAUGAAUCCAGAUUCUAUACUUCUUAUGUAUUUCUAGGCUUAGAGCAGAGCUUGGCACUGAGGUUUGGUGACCAGAAUAAUUUACAAAAGAUCAGUCAGAUUCCAGAUGACCUGCUCUGUCUAAAGCAAUCUCAGUGGACACAAUCCUACUUUGAAUUGCACGUGAAUCAAGUCCAUUGAAAUCAGAGGGAUAUUUUGCAUGAAAUUAGAUGUAAAUUAGUGGACUAUUUUGUCUAUAUAUUUUGUCUGUUUUGUUUGCAUGCUGUCAAAAUUGCUUAAAGAAAUUUACAAAGAUGUGCCACAAAAUUUUGGCUAUUCAGUGUUUUAAACUCAUCUUAUCCUUACAUUUGCCAGUGUACACAUAUGGAUAAAAGAAAGUGAAGAUUUUCCCCACAGAUAUUCAGUGGCAGCAAGUUGACUCUUAUCAACUUAAUGAAUGUUAUCAAUUUACUCCACCUGAGAAUGAGUCUGGUUACAGCUGUAGAUUGGCCCUUUGUGAUGCUUUGUAGCUUUAAUUAUGAUUACUGAGGCCUUAAUCCCAUGAUAGAAUCAAUCCAAUUGCAUUUUCUUCUAGCCUGGUUGGAAAUCAAGGAAGGAGCACAUGAAAUGGUUGAAAUUAAAAUUGUAAUUUAUUUCCCAGUUCAUCUGCAUAAAUAAAUCCACCUGAAGUCAGAUGUAAAUCCCAGUCCUAUGUAUUAGGUAUUAAUUUAGCUGGCUUCUCAAGUUUGUUUGUGCUGGAACUGAACUGAGAUACAUUUAUUAAUAUGGGUGACCAUACUGAGUCCAGCAGAUGAACAUUAAUUAAAAUUGGUUAACUCUCAUAGCUUGAGGUUUGGGACCAGGCUUACUCUUUUUCCUUCCACAAAAAGUUAGAGUUGGCACAUAAUGGCCAGCACAGACGCUUUUUGCUUUUAAAAACCUUUUGGGUUACUUUGAGUAAGCCAGUGUGCUGGUUUAAUGGCUUCUGAGUGGUCCCCCUUCUCAGCAGGAGUGGGUAAAUAAGUCAGGGCCCAUUUGAAGUUCUGAACCAGGAACUCUGACAUGUUAUCCAGCAACAAUCCUUUGUUUGGGACAGAACAAGGCAGUGUUCCUGGUUUAGACAUCAUGCUAACCAACCCAGGGCAGGAGGAACUAAGUGGGUGCAAUUGAACUGCCUGUACCAGUUUGCUGGUUUGCUCACAGGUUGCUGUGAUGUGUGAGCAUUGAUUUGUAGCUCUUUCUAAGCAGCACAAGACAACGUUCAGUUAAGUAAUGUGUUUCUACCUAUGCAUAAACUCUAUGUGCUAAGUGAGUAUCAACAAUUUGCAUAUUCGCUAUGACCAAUUAUGCCUCCAUUUAGACUCACUUUGCUAUAUGGUCAGAAUGCAUUUUUGUAAACCUCAUUUUUUUGUUUUUGUUUUUAAAUUGACAUGUUUAUAACUUUUCCUGUGAGUUUCAGAACUCUUCUGUACCACACAAGAGUCCAUCAUGCAAUCACAUAGUAUUCAAGCCCUUCACCCUUUCCCAGGAAGUUUGUGGUUUUAAACUUAAAUAUUUGUCCUGUUGUGCUUAUUAGAAAUAAUUUGCUCAAGUCAAUGAAUGUGGUGAACGGCUAAAACAGUAAGCAAUAUGUGAUAAUAUCCUGGGAGAAAUUCAUGUACCUGGGCAAUUGCAGUUCUGCGCAUACUUCAAUGGUACUAAGUCCCUCUGAAGAAAAUAGGAUUCACAUUGAAGUAGAUAGAUGCAGAAUCACAUUGCAACACUAACCUUAUCUACACUGAUUUUAAUGGACUUCUAAGUAAGCAUGUGCAAGAAAAGUCAUAUGUUAUUAUUAAUAUUAUUAUAUUGCAUUUAUAUCCCACCUUUCUUCCUCUUCCAAGGAAUACAGUGUGGCUUAUAUAAUUACAUAGUUCAUAUAAUAUAAAUGUGUUGAUACCGAAACAUUCCAAUAGCUAUGACAAAAACUGAGUGUGCAUCUGUAAAUUGUACAGAUUGUACAAUUGUACACCUGUAAAUUGAAACUGAACUUUGAUUAGGUUCUCUACAUGUGGAACAUGGGACAUAAAUAUUCUGUUGUGUUUUGGGUAUUGUUUGAUUAGUGUAAUGUUACACAAGUCCUCUUUUUAAAUAGUGAAAGUGUACCUGCUGGUACACGAAACACAAAUGACAACUAAUUUAUAGUGAUCCAAUUAAUAAGUGGUUUUGUUUAUAACAGUUUUGCUCUUUAAAGUAUGACAGCAUUUGAAAUUUAUUGUAUCAUUUUAUGCUUAAUGAAAUAAAUUGUUUUAUUCCAAAA
This is a messenger RNA of Varanus komodoensis (Komodo dragon), 5573 nucleotides long. RefSeq names its product collectin subfamily member 11 (gene COLEC11). The transcript has 7 exons. The record is from RefSeq and is a predicted model, not a curated record. Bases 572 to 1405 code for a protein of 277 amino acids. NCBI's taxonomy places the organism in Eukaryota, Metazoa, Chordata, Lepidosauria, Squamata, Varanidae.